GGGGACCAAAGGCGUCGUCGCUGGCUGUCCAAUGGUUCGGCUUGUACUGACAGCAGAGGUCCGAGAUCGACUUGCGCUCCUCACGACACUCGCGCAGUACAACGAGCGCAAGUCUACAACGAGUCUGGCUGGCUCCUCGUCGUCCAAACACGCUGCAAUACCGAAUGAGGUGAUCGAAAGGAUAGAGUACUAUCUCGACGCCUCUGCCGACUUCUACGAAGCUCAAGAUCAUGCGCCGAGCAGCAAGCUCACAUCUCCCUUGCGAUCACCUAUGCCUAUCGCUGGCGCCGCGGCAGAUGACACCACGAAUGUCGAAUGGAUCGAAUCCAUUAUACUACAUGACGUGGCACGUUGGGCGAGAGAUCAGCUCGUCCUUGUCGAGCCAGGGGACGCUAGAAGCUUGCACGAUCAGACCGCCCGCUCAGGAUGGCAAUGGACUUGUCGUUCUGGUCAUCUAGAACCGCAGCAUCUGCUUCUCAGCGAGUUACUACGCGGCGCGUCAGUCUACGUUGACCCACCUGUCCGUCAGGAACGGUCGUCUGAGUUGGAAAAGAUCCUCGCAGAGAUUUCUCUGAAGCAGGAAUACGCAAGUUACGCCAAGAUGGUGUCCUCCGCCACCUCACCUCUCCGCAGCGUAUCGCGACGAUCCUCGGCCGCAUCUGACGAUGCUGCCCAUGUCGAUCUGGCCUCACUGACACCGUCGUACGAUCUCUUCGGCAAGCGAAGGAUCAGGCCACACGAAGGCACCCUUGCAGCAGAAUGGCGGCAGUCUCAGCGUGAAGUCUCUGCAGUCAUCAACGUCCUCGCCUCCAUGAUCGCCGUCGGCUUCGCAGCCUGGUGGGCAACGGGCGCAGUAGGCACGGUCUGGACGCCCAUCCAGAAGCUCUGCCUGGCUGGGUUCGCUAGUGUCUUCAUCGGUGCAGCAGAGACGUUUCUGUACAUUCGCUUUUUCGCUGGACAGAGUCGCCCGAAGCGGCGCAAAGCGAACGUGCGCACAGUAUCUCAAGUAGGCGUAUUGAUGCCCAGUCUGGUAUUAUCUACGCCUACGGCCAGGGCUGGCAACGCUGCGACUCUUUCCAAAGCAUCAAGCUCUGCGCUCAAAAGUCCGAGUAGCGUCGCAGCAAGACCUGCCCAUCGUCGUCGUCGAUCCGAGCAGAGCAUCUCACUGGCAAUGCGCAAGUCGCAAGGCGUAGAAGCCAAGCUCAAGCAUGUAGCCGCAGAGAAGGAGCUUCGUGCUAUAACCCCGCCAAGCUCACCCAAGAGUAGUAAAUUGAAGUUGUAA
Mixia osmundae IAM 14324 is the source of this 1282-nucleotide messenger RNA. RefSeq lists its product as uncharacterized. The coding region runs from base 32 to 1282 and encodes 416 amino acids. The transcript is spliced from 2 exons. The record is from RefSeq and is a predicted model, not a curated record. NCBI's taxonomy places the organism in Eukaryota, Fungi, Basidiomycota, Mixiomycetes, Mixiales, Mixiaceae. Gene Ontology annotation, biological process: vacuolar proton-transporting V-type ATPase complex assembly. Gene Ontology annotation, cellular component: endomembrane system.